CCUAUAUAAGGCUCCCAGUCGGCGCUCCCGGUACACGCGCUUCAACUUCGGUUGGUGUGUGUCGAAGAAACCUGACUGCGACCUGGGGAGAACAGCGAAGAGGGUCCACCGAGCCUCGAGAAAGGUCCGCUGAGCGGGCUCGCGUCCGGAGCCACUCCGGGCUGCAGAGCACCCAGCGGAACCCACGCCUGGCGCAGGUGUGGGACCCCGUCCUCCUGUCUUCGCAGAGGAGUCCUCGCGUGGUGAGUAUGCGAAACAAAAAGCUUUUGAAAACAAAAAGAAGAAAGGGUGGAAGAGGAGGCCAGGAUCCGGGCCUCCAUCCCCACAGGAGCGAAGCUACAUCUGGGAGGUCUCCUCCCACUCCAGCUCUCACCCUGGGGCCCGACUGCCCACCUCCUCCUCCUCCUCCUCCCCCCAACGGCCCCUCCUCCUCCUCUUCCUCUUGCUCCUCCUCCUCUUCCUCUUCUUCCUCCUCACGCAGCGCCCAAAGGGGCCAAUACAUCCCCAACCUGGCCGAACGAAGGCGGGACGAUCUCUCUGAAGAGAUCAACAACCUCCGAGAGAAGGUCAUGAAGCAGUCCGAGGAGAACAACAACCUGCAGAACCAGGUGCAGAAACUCACAGAGGAGAACACCUCCCUCCGUGAGCAAGUGGAGCCCCCCCCUCAGGAUGAGGAGGAUGACCUCGAGCUCCGCGGUGCUGCGGCGGCGGCUGCCCCACCCACUCCCCUAGAGGAAGAGUGCCCAGAUGACCUUCCUGAGAAGUUCGACGGCAACCCGGACAUGCUGGUUCCUUUCAUGGCGCAGUGCCAGCUCUUCAUGGAGAAAAGCACCAGAGAUUUCUCAGUCGACCGCGUCCGCGUCUGCUUCGUGACCAGCAUGAUGACCGGCCGCGCCGCCCGCUGGGCCUCCGCGAAGCUGGAGCGAUCCCACUACCUGAUGCACAACUACCCAGCCUUCAUGACUGAAAUGAAGCACGUCUUCGAAGACCCCCAGAGGCGAGAGGCCGCCAAACGCAAGAUCAGACGUCUGCGCCAGGGCAUGGGGUCGGUCAUCGACUACUCCAACGCCUUCCAGAUGAUUGCGCAGGACCUGGAUUGGAACGAGCCUGCCCUGAUCGACCAGUACCACGAGGGCCUCAGCGACCACAUUCAGGCAGAGCUGUCCCGCCUCGAAGUGGCCAAGUCUCUGUCGGCGCUGAUCGGCCAGUGCAUCCACAUCGAGAGAAGGCUGGCCAGAGCUGCCGCCGCUCGCAAGCCGCGCUCCCCGCCGCGCGCGCUGGUGUUGCCGCACAUCACGAGCCACCACCAGGUAGAUCCCACCGAGCCCGUGGGCGGCGCCCGCAUGCGCCUGACCCAGGAGGAGAAAGAAAGACGCAGAAAGCUGAACCUCUGCCUCUACUGCGGAAAUGGAGGUCACUACGCCGACAACUGUCCUGCCAAGGCCUCAAAGGCUUCGCGCGGGAAACUCCCCGGCCCCGCUGUAGAGGGACCUUCAGCGACCGGGCCAGAAUUAAUAAGGUCCCCACAAGAUGAUGCUUCAUCUCCACACUUGCAAGUGAUGCUCCAGAUUCAUCUCCCGGGCAGACACACCCUGUUCGUCCGAGCCAUGAUCGAUUCUGGUGCUUCUGGCAACUUCAUCGAUCACGAAUAUGUUGCCCAAAACGGAAUUCCUCUGAGGGUCAAGGACUGGCCGAUACUGGUAGAAGCGAUUGAUGGACGCCCCAUAGCAUCGGGCCCAGUUGUCCACGAAACGCACGACCUGAUAGUCGACCUGGGAGAUCACCGCGAGGUGCUGUCAUUCGAUGUGACUCAGUCUCCGUUCUUCCCCGUCGUCCUCGGGGUGCGCUGGCUGAGCACACACGAUCCCAACAUCACAUGGAGCACCCGAUCAAUCGUCUUUGAUUCUGAAUAUUGCCGAUACCACUGCCGGAUGUAUUCCCCAAUACCUCCGUCGCUCCCACCACCGGCACAGCCGUCGUUUUACUACCCGGUGGAUGGAUACAGAGUUUACCAGCCAGUGAGGUAUUACUAUGUCCAGAAUGUGUACACUCCAGUGGACGAAAACGUCUACCCGGAUCACCGCCUGGUUGAUCCUACCAUCGAAAUGAUACCUGGAGCCCACAGUAUUCCCAGCGGACACGUGUACUCACUGUCUGAACCCGAAAUGGCAGCCCUGCGAGAUUUUGUGGCCAGAAACGUGAAAGACGGGCUGAUUACUCCAACAAUCGCCCCGAAUGGAGCCCAAGUUCUCCAGGUGAAGAGGGGAUGGAAACUGCAAGUCUCCUACGACUGCCGAGCUCCCAACAGCUUCACCAUUCAGAAUCAGUAUCCUCGACUCUCUAUUCCAAAUUUGGAUGACCAGGCUCACCUGGCAACGUACACUGAAUACGUACCUCAACUACCUGGAUACCAGACGUACCCCACAUACACCACGUACCCGACCUACCCAGUAGGAUUCGCCUGGUACCCAGUGGGGCGAGAUGGACAUGGACGAUCGCUCUAUGUCCCCGUGAUGAUCACCUGGAACCCACAUUGGUACCGCCAGCCUCCGGUACCCCAGUAUCCGCCGCCGCAGCCGCCGCCGCCUCCUCCGCCGCCGCCGCCGCCGCCGUCUUACAGCACCAUGUAGACACUUGUCAUGUCCUUCAGGAUCUCUACCCUCAAAUUUACUCCUGCUCAGCUUCUCAAUCAGUGACUGUGUGCUAAACUCGGCUACUGCAUCUUCAGGCCAACCUGAGGCACAGCCCUCUCUGAAAUGGCUACGGAAAGGUCAGGGCCACCCUGGACUGGCACACAUCCUAAAAAAGCACCAAAAGACCUCCACCAUUUUCUGAGAGCGACAGAAUAUUUACCAACACAUUUUAUCUCUCAGUUUUCCACCUUAACUGCCAAUUUAACUAAAAUUCCUGACAAGUUUACUUCCCAGCGAAUCCUGGAAGCCUGGGUUUUACCUGCUGAAACCUCUGUCACCAUCUAAAUUAAUAGGCUGCCAGAUUCCACGUUUAACAUUUACAGAGAAGCUGAUGCAAACACAGGAGAUGCUGAUUUCUUUGUGGAGGGGGAGAUGAGGAGGAGGAGGACAUGACUUUUCUUGCAGUCUCGGUACUCUCUUUACAUCACUGGAGGACCGACGCCUUAUUAAGGAAGCCAGAAUUGUUGGUGCAGUGUAAAACGGCUUCCGUGAUCUUUUUGCUGCACCCUUAGAAACUUCACCAUCUUCAAACUCUGCAUUCAUGGUUCCGUUAAUUCUCAAGGAGCAGCAACUCGACCGGUUCUCCCAGGAGCAGGCAAAACCCCUGCAACAGAAACACCUCAGGCCUCAGAAGGAAGUGCUCUCUCAGAAGGGACUCUUGCAUGCUUAGAGUGUGCCUUCACACCCUGGUGCAAAUCUCAUGUACCCAAGGACUCUGGCUUUCUCACAACACCUUACCAUCAUCAUGCCAGUAAUGGCUUCCACAAAAAAGUUAAACCUGGUAACCAGAGACUGUUGGUGGCUCCAGGUAUGUUAGAUGUUUAUGAGGCGUGACUACCUUGCAGUCCCGUACCCAACUCUUAAGAGACUCUGAGUUAAUGUUAUCAACUUGUCCUGGUUCUUCGGAAGAAAGUUCAGGAGUGUUGUUAAUUGGCUGGAAGAGGAUCACCUUAAGUGUUGGAAGCAUCUCUCCAUGCGUCUGCCUCCAUAUACAUCUGGGCAUUUCAUCAUCAGUCCCCUCACUAGACUGUAGCAUUAGGAUGCUUAGAGAGGGGACAUGAAUUUAGCACCCAGACCCACACUCCUAUGCCUGCGAGGGUUAUCUUUGAAGAAGAGGACUUGGGGCACUGGACACUGUCUUGAAGAUAUGGACUUCUUUAGUGAACUUUAAAUCCAGAGGGUAGCCUGAUGGGUAACCUCACUUUAAAAGGAUCAGAGUUCACACAGUGAAAAAGGGUCCCCUCUAGAGGAUGGAGAUGAAAAGAAGCUGCCAAUGAAUGAAAGGCCUCAAAGCAACUCAAAUGACUCAAAGCAACAGACAACACAAGCGUUGUCUUCAGUCCAGAGAUGACCUCUAGUCUCCUGGAUGCUUUGUGCUAACCUGGGACUGCCUGACUUCUUUAGCCUGGUCUUUUGCUACUACCUUGAACUGUCUAAUCUCUCUCUUUCUGUUUAAUUCUUUACUGCUGCCAUUAUCCCUGCUGCAGGAUUUGUGUCAUCUUUCCUGCCUGGUUGCUGAGACUCCAUUUUGCUGCCACGCACGGAGGAGAAAGAGGCAGGCUUCAAGGGGCUUGUGUCUCAGUACACAACCUCCGAUUGCCAAAACACAGUUUGAGCAGUAGACAACAUGGUAUAGAUUUCAAAUUGCGUAUCAUGAAGAGGAGUCUAAUGGUGAAGUUUCAUUUUUCAUCCACAUCCCCUUUCACCCAUUCAUUAUCCCCCACCCUUAUUCUUGCAUGUUUAAAAUACUUAAAAGUUUUAGCUAUAGGUUACUAGUGUCUUUUAACAGUGUUUUAAAGUGCUGACUGCUUUCAGAAGUUAUUUCCAUUGAAUUACAAAGUACUAUCCCAUUCUUAUUGUUAAACUAAUUAAAAUUGAUACGUAACAUAGUAUAAAAUUUUUCUUAACUGUGAACUUCUCUUACAACACUGUGAAUGAGAGGCU
This is a messenger RNA of Lontra canadensis (Northern American river otter), 4637 nucleotides long. RefSeq names its product paternally expressed 10 (gene PEG10). The record is from RefSeq and is a predicted model, not a curated record. Gene Ontology annotation, cellular component: cytosol. Gene Ontology annotation, molecular function: nucleic acid binding; zinc ion binding. NCBI's taxonomy places the organism in Eukaryota, Metazoa, Chordata, Mammalia, Carnivora, Mustelidae.